UCUUAAAUAUGGCUGCUUCCGGGAUCCACUGUAUGCAGAUUAACUUGCAUCAUUGUAAGGGCGCUUCGGCGAUUUUAGCCAAGAACUUUGCAAGGAUGCAGGCAGCUAUAGCCUUUGUUCAAGAACCUUGGGUUUACAAGGGUAAGAUUAGAGGUCUAAGUGGCGGUGGGGUGCUAGUCAGUUCACCACAGGAACCAGUUCCAAGGGCUUGUCUGAUCUAUAAAGGUCUAGAUGCUUUCCCUCUAUUGGAAUUAACUACCAGGGACUUAGUUGUUGUUAAGGCUAAGUACCUAGAAAAGAACGGAAAUAAAAGGGAGGUUGUAGUAGCUUCCGCAUAUUUUCCGGGAUCGGGGGAUGACCCCGCACCACCUGCAGAGGUGGAGAAGUUGGUAGAUUACUGUCAACGGCAAGGUCUCCCAUUAAUAAUAGGUUGUGAUGCCAAUGCGCACCUCAAGGCCUCCAUGGCAUGCUUCCCCACUUCCUAUGGAACGAUGGAGGAGUUAGAGCUUGCAGCGGAAUAUCUGCGAGAUUCUAUUAUCUGUUCCUUUGAAAGGAACUGUGUAGUUAAGAAAAUGGGCUUCAAUGGGGGCGGUAAAUGGUGGACCCCCCGUUUGGAGGAACAUAGGAAAACUGUAAGAAAGCUUUUUAAUAAAGCCAAGAAACGUAGGCAUCAGCGAGCAUGGGAUGAAUAUCAUACCGCUCGCGAUUCUUAUAAGAAAGAAGUAGAUAGGGCAAGGGGUGUCAGCUGGAGAAGUUUUUGCGAGGGAAUCGAGAGGGUACCAGAAGCUUCAAGACUUCAUAAAGUACUAGCUCGAGACCCAAUGGCAAAAUUAACUACUAUUAAGCUGCCUAAUGGGCAGUAUGCCCAGGAUAAAAGGGAGUGUCUAAAGCACCUGAUGGGAGUAAACUUCCCGGACUUUAGAGAAGGUUUGGAGAACAGCCAGGGCAUAGGACCAGGUAGGAACCGAGGAUAUCGGGAACACUGGAAACUAGCAGCCAGGGUUGUAACUCCGGAAGGGAUUGAUUGGGCAAUAAGCACUUUCAAACCAUUUAAGGCUUCAGGGGGGGACGGUAUAUAUCCGGUUCUUUUGCAAAAGGGAUUGGAUUGUAUUAGAGUACCCCUGUGUAAAAUUAUGAGAGCAUGUAUAGCUCUUGGUUAUACACCGGAGUCUUGGAAAAAGACGAGGGUUGUGUUUAUUCCGAAGGCCGGUCGGUCAGGCUAUACUGCGGCGAAGGACUUCAGGCCAAUCAGCCUAACUUCCUUUAUAUUAAAGACGUUAGAGAAACUGGUGGAUAAGUUUAUUAGACAGGAAUGUCUUAGAGAUUUUCCCCUACAUCAGGGACAGCAUGCAUAUAGAGCAGGCUUCUCAGUAGAAACAGCCCUCCAUUCGGCAGUAGGUAGAAUAGAGGGACAAAUUAGCAGUGGUUGUUAUGCGGUUGGUACCUUUCUUGAUAUCGAAGGUGCCUUCCCUAACACCUCUAGCAAAACUAUCUGCAGGGCAGCCAGAAUGCGAGGUGUGCCCGAGCCGCUAGUUAAGUGGAUCGACAGCAUGCUUCGCGAAAGGGCCCUGGAGGCAGAGUAUGGUGAGGCCAAGGUAACCGGCCUUGUCUCAAAAGGGUGCCCACAGGGAGGAGUUCUCUCUCCUUUAUUGUGGUGCUUAGUGGCAGAUGAGUUAAUUAGAAACCUCAAUAGCCAGGGAUAUUAUACGCAAAGUUAUGCGGAUGAUUUCCUUAUAAUUAUAAGAGGGCACUCAAUUGAGACCCUCUUAGAACUUACGGAACGUGCGCUUAAGAUUGUCAAGGAUUGGUGCAAUCUGACUGGACUUUCUGUAAACCCAGAGAAAACGAAUAUAGUAGUUUUCACAAGAAAAUAUAAGGUACCGAGUUUGAAGAAACCGAUAUUUUAUGGAAAAGAGAUUUCCUUUUCUGAAUCGGCUAAGUAUCUGGGAGUAAUCCUGGAUAAAAAGCUGGUUUGGAGGGAACAUUUCGAAUAUCAGUAUAGCAGGUUUUGUACCGCGUUUUGGGCGUGUAGAAGGGCGAUAGGGUCAUCAUGGGGACUAAGGCCUAAUAUGGUCAACUGGCUCUAUCAGAUGAUCUUAAAACCAAGGUUUCUUCACGCGGUGGUUGUCUGGUGGUCCAGGACUCAACUGAUAACGGUUAAAGAGAAACUGGGCCAACUGCAAGCAAUGAUUUUCAGGGGUAUUACGGGGGCAAUGAGGACCACGCCAACAGCUGCGUUGGGAUUCAUGCUUGCCGAGGCACCUCUGCAUAUUGCCGCGGUGAAAAAGGCGGCUCUUACUAUGAGCAGGUUAACUGUGCAGGGAAGGUGGAAGGUUGGUGGUAUACACACCAAGCUUCCACGCUCAAUUCUAUCAAUACCAGAAUUAAGUAUGGUGCAAGAUAGAAUGAUCAAGAGGGUGAAAUUUAAACCCCGCUUUAAGAUCAUUACACCUUCCAGAAUGGACUGGAAGAAAGGUUUUCCACUUGGGGACGAAGUCUGGUAUACAGACGGCUCCAAGAUGGACUGCGGUGCAGGCUUCGGAAUUUAUCGGAAAACUGGCUGCAUUAAAGUGGCUGAGUCAUUAGGACAACAUGCCACGGUCUGGCAGGCAGAGGUCUGUGCGAUUUUAACUUGCGCCCAAAUAUCCAUUCGAAAUGGAACAAAGGGCAAGAGGAUUAGUAUUUGUGUGGACAGUCAAGCGGCCUUAGGGGCUCUGAAAAAUCCCACAAUAGAAUCAAAACUCGUCUGGGAAUGCCGCAGCGUACUAGAUGAGUUGGGUUCAGCAAAUAGACUUUCACUGAUUUGGGUACCGGGUCACUCGGGAAUCAAGGGUAAUGAAAGAGUAGACGUCUUGGCGAAAACCGGUUCCGAGACGAAAUUUAUAGGUCCUGAACCAGCAGUGGCAAUAAUGCCAUGCUUGGUUAAGGGAGCCAUAGAAAGAUGGGGUGAAAAGGAACAUGAGAAGUAUUGGGCGAACGUUGGGGUGGGAAGGCAAGCGAAAACUCUGUUGGGGUUAGCACUCAACAAGAGGCGAGCGAGCGAUCUCCUAAAACUCGAUAAGAUCAGAGUUAGAACCGUAGUUCGUCUACUUACGGGUCAUGGACUAUUGAACUACCAUCAGCAUAAAAUAGGCAGACAAGUUUCACCUAUGUGCAGACUGUGUGGGGAAAGUAACGAAACUUCAACUCACAUAUUAUCUGAAUGCCCAGCGUUAGCUAGGAUCAGGCUAUCUAGCUGGGGUCAAGCAAUUAUUGACCCUAAGCAGGUGAGCAACCUAUCGAUAGAAGAGAUACUGGACUUCUGGAGAAGAACAGGACUCUAAGGGGUUGCUAUAAACGAGCGAGCUGGAGUCUGGUACAAUGGGUUCUAUAACCUAGGUGCUUACUUUCCCCUCUUGAGGAAAAUCCAGCUCGAUCUCGGUAUUAGAUUAGAUUAGAU
Leptopilina heterotoma is the source of this 3439-nucleotide messenger RNA. RefSeq lists its product as uncharacterized. NCBI's taxonomy places the organism in Eukaryota, Metazoa, Arthropoda, Insecta, Hymenoptera, Figitidae. The record is from RefSeq and is a predicted model, not a curated record. The transcript is spliced from 2 exons. Gene Ontology annotation, molecular function: nucleic acid binding; RNA-DNA hybrid ribonuclease activity. Bases 9 to 3323 code for a protein of 1104 amino acids.